Messenger RNA from Manihot esculenta (cassava), 2346 nucleotides. RefSeq names its product cyclin-D1-1. Gene Ontology annotation, biological process: regulation of cyclin-dependent protein serine/threonine kinase activity; mitotic cell cycle phase transition. The transcript has 6 exons. The record is from RefSeq and is a predicted model, not a curated record. Gene Ontology annotation, cellular component: nucleus; cyclin-dependent protein kinase holoenzyme complex; cytoplasm. The coding region runs from base 405 to 1400 and encodes 331 amino acids. NCBI's taxonomy places the organism in Eukaryota, Viridiplantae, Streptophyta, Magnoliopsida, Malpighiales, Euphorbiaceae. Gene Ontology annotation, molecular function: cyclin-dependent protein serine/threonine kinase regulator activity.
UAAACUGUUUACUUAUGCGCUCUUCUCCACCGCCUCCGUCUCAAUUUGGAAAUCCGUUUUCUCGGUUAAAUCAACCACAGCCCCACACUACCUGUACAUUUCGAUUUUCCAUUAAUUAAAAAUUUAAAAAACCCCUCAAAAUUCUUAGUUUUUCAAAAUUAAAAAUUAUAUUUUCUUACAAAAAAAUCACAUCACCUCAUAUUUAUAUCCUAAUAAGAGAAACAGAUUGAUAGACAUUCAUGUAUACCAUUAACGCAUAUUUCUCUUGCUCUUCUUGUUCCGAUCAUUUCCGGUGACAACUCCGAUCAGUUAAUAGUCCGACAAUCGAGUUCGGAAGUCUGUUUGGCUUCGAUACUAGUAUGAAAUAGAGAUGACAAGAGAAUGAGAAACCAUCGACGGCGAUCAUGUCACUGCCGUGCUCCGAUUGCUUCACCGACCUUCUCUGCAGCGAAGACUCAUCCGGAAUUUUCUCCGGCGAAUCGCCGGAAUGCUCAUCGGACCUCGAAUCUCCAGCCUGUAUCGAAGAGUCCAUUGCCAGUUUCAUUGAGGAUGAGAGAAACUUUGUGCCUGGAUUCGAUUACUUAUCUCGGUUCCAAUCUCGCUCUCUCGAUGCAUCGGCUCGCGAAGAAUCCGUUGCAUGGAUUCUCAAGGUGCAAGCAUACUAUAGAUUCCGGCCAUUGACGGCUUAUCUCACCGUCAACUAUUUGGAUCGGUUUCUUUAUUCUCGUUCGUUGCCGCAAACGAGUGGAUGGCCAAUGCAACUUUUAUCUGUUGCUUGCUUGUCACUAGCAGCUAAAAUGGAGGAAGCCUUAGUUCCUUCUCUGUUGGAUCUCCAGGUUGAAGGUGCAAAAUAUGUCUUUGAACCCAGAACAAUCCGCAGAAUGGAACUUCUCGUUCUCGGUGUGUUGGAUUGGAGGUUGCGAUCUGUAACACCAUUUAGCUUUCUUGCUUUCUUCGCUUGCAAGAUCGAUUCAACGGGAGAGUACAUUGGGUUUCUGAUAUCACGGGCCACGGAAAUCAUUUUAUCUAAUAUGCAAGAAGCGAGCUUUCUGGAGUAUUGGCCCUCAAGCAUUGCCGCUGCAGCUAUACUUUGUGCAGCCAAUGAAAUGCCAAACUUGUCUCUUGUUAAUCCUGAACACGCAGAAUCAUGGUGUGAUGGACUAAGCAAAGAAAAAAUCAACAGCUGCUAUCAGUUAAUGCAAGAUCUUGUGCUUGACAAUGGUAGGAGGAAAUCCCCAAAAGUCUUACCGAUGCUAAGAGUAACAAUCCGAGCGAGAAUGAGGUCCUGUGACUCAUCUGCAUCUCCAUCUUCAUCUUCAUCCUCAUCGUCAUCAUUUUAUAAAAGGAGAAAAUUAAAUAACUGCUUAUGGGUGAAUGAUGACAAAGUAAACACCGAAUGAGGGCAGGUAUGAUAUUAAAAAAUGAAGGAAAGCAAAGAGAGAGAGAAAAAAAAGGAAACAAAUUAAUGGGGGGGUCCAAGUUAUCUAGAAUCCUCAAAAAUAUUUUUCUUGGAGGGUUUUGAGGCCAAAUUGACUCCGGUGAUGUAGAUUGUUUUGUGUAUAUAUGUGUGAUUAGAGUUUGGUGAGUUUGGAGGUUUAUUAAUUUCUUUUUUGGUGGGGUUUGCCAUUGAUUAUUUAUGGCAUUGCAGAUUCCCAAGGGAGAGGGGUUUGUUACCUUAUUAUUUUUGCGUGAGAAAGGUGGGAGAAGAAAGAGAAAGCUUAUAUGUUUUAAAUAGUAGAGCCAUGGAGUGGGAAUUAAAGAAGUGGGGUGAUGAAAUUCAAUGGUGGCAUCGAUUAUUGAAUGAAAGGAAGGAGAUGGUGGGGCCUUAAGUGGCAAAGAAAAUCAGAUGGGUUAGCUAAAAUAGCGAUUGAUCUUUGAAGAUUGAGUUGUUCAUGGAAAACAAAAUAAAAGCUACCUCGCUAGCUUCUUAUAUCUUGACCACCAUCAUUUUCAUCGCUCCGUCUUUUGAUGGAAAAACCAAAGACCCCCAAACAAAAGGAAAACACUAAUGUGGCUCUCUCAGCACAUGAUAUGAUAUGUUUAUUGAUUUUGAGAGUGGUUUGUGUGCAUAUGCAAUAGUAUUGCAUAGAACACGUGUCUCUGUGUGCUUUUUUGGGCGGGAAUUUCCUCUUCUAAUUGUCUUCGCCAUGGUCUCUGUAAAUUUUUUUCUUAAAUUCUUUUUUUUCUUUUACUUCAUUUAAUUUUUUUUUUCAAGAGGAAAACCUCUUACGAGGCCUAAAUUCGGCCUGGCAAAUACGAAGGUCUUUGGGGCCUUUCACGCGUGCUUGUAUCUGAAUCUGAUUAUUGAUAUAAUAAUCCAAACAAUAAUUUCUUUCUUUUUCUUUA